CAUAACGAAAAUAAAUUAUUUUUAUGAAUAAAAUGUGACGUUUUUCACGUCUCUUGUGAAUCGUCAUAAAUUAUAGUUACUUUUACUUUACUAAUACUUUUGUAUAUUCAUAAAUCCAAGAAGUGUAUUCCUACAAGUCAAUUGAAAAAAGAGGUAUACCUACAUGCAAGAGGAUUUCUUCACUUUGUACAUUUAUUAAUUGCUUUGUUUUUAUAUCAGCACUGUAAAUCAAUGGAUGAGGAUCCGAGCCGCAGUCUGCAGACAAAGCGCAGCUACUUAGUACAAGGACGUCCUGAUAACUAUUGCAAGUCUGACAUUAAUGUUGUCGGACAAAAUGAAUGCAACCUCUCUACAAAUGCCAGUCGAAAGCGUGACGUCCAUGCACAUCAGUCUGCUAGAAGUCUAGGGGAGUAUUAUAAAAAAUAUGAACACGACGAAGUGCCCGUUAAAGACUCGAACUAUCAGGACUUGACUACUGCAGGGGACAGAGGUUCUCUAACUAAUUCCGAUCUCGACAAAUUAGAAAUGAAAAUAUUUAAAAACAUGUCUCAAGAACUUCAGACGGAUGAUUACUCUAAUAGCAGCCUUGAUUCUAAUAUAAAGUUCUUUAGAACAACUGUGCAAGAAAUAUUCGAUAACUUUUACGCGAGUAUGCGGGACUUUGAACUUUAUAAGAAAAGAUUCCAUGAAAUUCUUGCGAAAAAUAAGGAGGAAGCGGUAGCUGAUAUGGAAGACUUCAUAAAAGAUAUGAUACAGCACAUCAUGUCUUCAGAAACGUCUUUGUCUAAUGAAAGUAGGAAAUCAAACGAUAAUGCCUCUAUGACACACAAUGACAAAGAAACAAAUAUAAGCAUCAGAGAUGAUGCAUCGAGUGUAGCUACCAAAACCUGUUCAGGAACUGACAACAUAAAUUCUGUGGUGGAAGCAUACAAAAAUGAUAAUUAUCUCACUGAUUCCACCUUAGAAGACCAUUCUUCUAAAAAUAAACGUCCAGCUACAAAAGAGGAAAUCUUCAAUAUUUAUUUACUUAGCGGAAAUCCAUGCGUGCAAAUCAAAAUGAAUGACCGCAAUUUGCUGUCAGAAAUUAAUAUUAAGGAGCCAGGCAUUCAUGAGUCUUUUAGCAAACACGUUGCGUCAGCAGAGAACAUUGAGAGACUAACGGCUAAGAAAAAAGAAUUGGAAAAGUAUGUCCAACAGCAACUGGAUACUUGUUUGCCCGAAAGAGAUAUACCUGUGAAAGUUUCAUAUGCAAAGAAAAAUAUAUACCUUAAUGAAGACUUUACUCAUGACCGCGAGACAGAAAAAUCCUUCAUAUCUAAAAUAUGCAACUUUUUGUGCAAGAAAUUCCGUAAAACUUCUUAAGUUUGCUGUUUUUAUGUUUUUGUAAAAUAAACACUUAAAAAAUA
Messenger RNA from Trichoplusia ni (cabbage looper), 1406 nucleotides. RefSeq lists its product as uncharacterized. The record is from RefSeq and is a predicted model, not a curated record. The transcript has 2 exons. Bases 232 to 1362 code for a protein of 376 amino acids. NCBI's taxonomy places the organism in Eukaryota, Metazoa, Arthropoda, Insecta, Lepidoptera, Noctuidae.